Molecule: messenger RNA, 1920 nt
Organism: Anoplopoma fimbria (sablefish)
Lineage: Eukaryota; Metazoa; Chordata; Actinopteri; Perciformes; Anoplopomatidae
Gene: mrm2
Product: mitochondrial rRNA methyltransferase 2
Exons: 2
Coding region: 60-779 (239 amino acids)
Biological process (GO): RNA methylation
Cellular component (GO): mitochondrion
Molecular function (GO): rRNA (uridine-2'-O-ribose)-methyltransferase activity
Source: RefSeq, a predicted model, not a curated record
UUUCCGCGCAGGCGCAGUUUCACCACACGUUGCACCUGAGCCCCGCUGUAAACACAGCGAUGUGGUGCUUCCCCUCUCAGAGCAGAUCCCUCCACUCCUCCCUGACUUUAAUGAAGAAGUUAAAAGGUAAAUCUGCCGCCGAGCAGCGCUGGCUGCAGCGGCAGCUCAAGGACCCGUAUGUCAAAGCUUCCCACGCACAGAACUUCCGGUGCAGAAGCGCCUUCAAGCUGCUGGAGAUAGAUGACAAGUUCAGGCUCCUGCGCCCGGGGAGCAGUGUGGUGGACUGCGGAACUGCACCCGGAGCCUGGAGCCAGGUGGCCGUGCAGAGGGUCAACUCAGCGGGGACAGAUCCAGCGUUACCACACGGCUCAGUUGUCGGCAUUGACCUGCUGAACAUCCCACCUCUGGACGGUGCCCACUUCCUGUCCAGCCACGAUGUCACCGACCCCGUCACUCAGGCUAAGCUGCUGGAGCUGCUCCCCGGCGGCCGGGCUGACGUCAUCCUGAGCGACAUGGCGCCCAACGCCAGCGGUUUCCGGGAGAUGGACCACGAGAAACUCAUCACCAUGUGUUUGUCUCUGACGGAUCUGGCUGAGAGGAUUCUACAGCCGGGGGGGUCGCUGGUUUGUAAAUACUGGGACGGGAUCCUCGCUCACAAGCUCCAGCAGAAACUCUCCAGUGUGUUCAGUAGCGUUCAGACUUUAAAGCCAAACGCCAGCAGGAAGGACUCAGCUGAGAGGUAUUUCCUCGCCCGAAUGUACAGAAAGCCUUUAAAAUGAUCAUCAGGAGUAUUCUAAUAUUCAUCCUGCAAUGAACAAUUUGUUCAACUUAGAUGUUUCCUGGAGAGUUUUUUUGAUGAGUGAACAUGAAGAAGAGGCUUCCUUCAUAACUCUGAUCAAAAGGUGGCACUGUUGAGGCACCAGUGAGGCUCACAGCUGCAGGCGCAGACACAUCCCACACUGCUGGGUGCUGAUUUCUAUCCCUGCAAAAACGUAACACAGCGGCGGCAGUGAAUCGGUAAUAUGUUAAAACUUAUGCAAGAAUCAUCAGUGUGAUAUUCCUCAAGAGCCACAGUUCCUCUGAAGUUAUUGUUUGCCCCUCGGUGUUUGUUCUACACAGUCAGUUUGGUAUUUGCUUUGUUACAGAAAGUCAUUUACCAGUUCUGCCUAUGCUAAUAAUUUGCACUGCCAGCCAUGUAGAAAUAUGUAAUCAUUCUCUCAUUGAGAGCUUAUGAAGGGACGCGCUAAUACAGAGUCACAUACAGCAUGACUAAUGGGAAGUGGGAUGAUACUGAAGCUUGGCACGCCGCGAGUGUUUGUCGGGCUCGGCUCUCUGACAGUGCAGAGAUGUCCAUUUCCUGUGAGGAGUAUUUUCAGCCCAGCAGACAGAUUUCCUCUUAAGAGUAGUCUUUAAAUCACUGUGUUGGACACUUUUUUUUUUUUUUUUUUUUUUGUUGAUUUGAUUCUGGUGAAGCCAGAGUUCAGAACCAACAGUAAUGGAAUAAAAGGAUGUUAUUCUAUCAAAGCUCCAUUAUCAAAGAUACAACUCAUGUAUUUGAUGUCCCAGAGAUCUAUAGAGGGAUUCACAGUGUGGCCUCGCAAAUAUAACAUAGUGUGCAAAUAACAACUAAAACACACGUGCUCUUCUUCUGUUUUGUACCACUUUUAAGCGAAUAUUACUCAAAGAGAUACUUUUACUAUGAAGUUUGCUUUGGGUUAUAACGGAUAAUAAUGGAACAUCAUCUCCUUCAUGGUUGUUUAAAUCUCUGAUAUACCUUUGGCAUCAGAAAAUAUGUUUUUUUUUCGACACUGAGAAGGAUUACUGUAUUUCAAAAUAAAAGACAAAGUGAAGAUUUUGCAACAGCCAUGUUUUACAGUGUUCAAUAUUCAGCUAGUGUUCACUGUUGAUGUUUAAUGCAAG